This is a messenger RNA of Daktulosphaira vitifoliae (grape phylloxera), 2792 nucleotides long. RefSeq names its product tyrosine-protein phosphatase corkscrew-like. Lineage: Eukaryota; Metazoa; Arthropoda; Insecta; Hemiptera; Phylloxeridae. Gene Ontology annotation, biological process: protein dephosphorylation. Gene Ontology annotation, molecular function: protein tyrosine phosphatase activity. The transcript has 13 exons. Bases 374 to 2353 code for a protein of 659 amino acids. The record is from RefSeq and is a predicted model, not a curated record.
ACCUAUCAUUUUAAGUUAUUUUCGAUCCAAAAUUUUCUUCUCAGUAUUAUUAUUUAGCACUACUGUUUAUUUUUGUCCAUAACUUUUCAUUUUGUUUACGAUUAUCUUUAUGUUAUGUGGAAAAGGUAUCUAUAGUUUGUCCGUAAAUUUUGAUGUUUUCGUGAUUUCCUAGUUAAUUAUGCGUAUUAUGUGACACUAUUGUUGUGUUAUGAUGGCCAUCUACGAUGAAGGACAUUUGACGCAUUAAUAUUCUAAAUGUGUAUGUAAAUAUUUCUGGUUCACACAGUUUGAUCGAUUUUAUGAAAAAAAUCUUUAAGCCUUUAGGCUAUGAUAUUUCAAUGUGAACUGAAUCUUUCACAGAUUGACUUUAAAAAUGUCGAGAAGAUGGUUCCAUUCACACUUGAAUGGUAUGGAUGCCCAGCGUAUUCUUUUGGAUGAUGGAGUGGAAGGAUCAUUUUUAGUAAGAAAAUCUUAUAGCAGAAAAGGACAAUUUGUAUUAUCAGUCAGGCAUGGUAACAAAGUCAAUCAUAUAAAAAUUCAUAAUGAUAAUGAUCUUUUUGACCUUAAUGGAGGAGAAAAAUUUUCUACUUUAACAGAUCUUAUAGAAUACUAUAUGACACAUCCCCAUGUACUUAAAGAACAAGGGGGUAUUCCUUUACCAUUACUUAUACCGAUUGGAUCACCUGAACCAACAAACGAAAGAUGGUUUCAUGGUCAAAUUUCUAGAAAAGAAGCAGAGUACUUAAUUUUGGAAAAAGGAAGACCUGGUAGUUAUUUGGUUAGAGAAUCUCAAUCUGAUCCAGGCAACUAUGUUUUAACUGUAAAUGUAGAUGAUAAAGUAGCAGAAAUUAAGAUCCGAUUUAAUGGUGAAAAGUAUGAUAUUGGUGGCGGAGAAGAAUUUUUAUCAUUAAAUGAUUUAAUGAAAUUCUACAGUUUUAAUCCUAUGGUAGAUCAAAAUGGAUCAGUUAUACAUUUAAUGAAUCCAGUCAAUGUGACUCGAAUUAGUAUUGCUGGAAUUGUUGACCGUGUAUUUAAAUUAAAGCAUCAAAAAUAUCAGCAUUAUACUAUUGGAACUGGAGGUUUUUGGGAGGAAUUUGAUGUUCUACAACAAUGGGAAACUAAAAGAGAUACAACAAAAGAAAUUGGCUUCUUAGAUGAAAAUAAAUGCAAAAAUAGAUAUAGAAAUAUUCUACCUUAUGAUCAUUCUAGAAUUAUUUUGAAAAAUUCUGAUAAAAGUAUACCAGGUUCUGAUUACAUUAAUGCAAAUAUGAUCAAACUUGAGUUAUAUGCAUUAGCUGAUAACUAUGAGACACGUAACUACAUUGUUACACAAGGUUGUUUGCAGAAUACAAUUAAUGAUUUUUGGAAAAUGAUAUGGCAGGAGGAUUCUCGUGUAAUUGUUAUGAUAACAAAAUUAUAUGAAAAAUCUAAAGAAAAGUGUGCUAAAUAUUGGCCAGAUUUAGGUCAGUCGUGUGUUUAUGAUAAAAUUGCAGUUUUAAAUCUUGGUGAGUAUGCUCAUCAACAUGAUAUGGUUGUAAGAAUGUUUGACUUGUCUAUUCCAAAGUGUCGUCACAGAAGAAUAUUUCAGUACCAUUACAUGGGUUGGCCAGAUCAUGGUGUUCCUUCAGAUGCUGGAUCUUUGCUUGAUCUACAAUUUGUAGUUAAUGCACGUCAAUUUAAUAUUGAAGCUGAAUCCGAUGUUUCUCAUCCAGUGACAGUUCAUUGCAGUGCAGGUAUUGGAAGAACUGGAACAUUUGUUGUGUUAGAUCUUCUUAUUGGUCUCAUCAAUCGUAAAGGUCUUGAUUAUGAAUUGGAUAUCCAACGAACUACCCAUAUGGUUCGAUCUUUUCGUCCAGGUCUUGUUCAAUCAGAAGCUCAAUAUCAAUUUAUUUAUACUGCUAUUAAUCAUUACAUUCAAACCAUAUGCUCAAGAAUAUCUGCAGAAAAAAAAAUUGAAAUGUUUGGCCGUGAGUAUUUGAAUAUAAAGUAUAGUGAUGAGCUGGCAACUUUAGUUGGUGAGGAAAAUGUACCUACUAUAAAUCCUUGUACAGCUCAUAGAGUUUUAAAAAAUGCAUUGACUUGUAAUACUUAUCCAACAACUGAUUCACCUUUGGUUUCACCUACAUUAGACAAAUCAAAUGUUGUUGAACUUCUUGGCUAUGAUCCAGGAAAACCAUGUACACCAUCUUCAACCAUAGUAGAUUCAUGUCCUAACUCGCCUACUUCUAAUUUAUUUGAAUUACAUUCCUAUGAAAACAUUACAUCGCCUUUAACAUCAAGUGAAUGUGAUAUUGGACCACCACCAAUUGAAGCACCACCUCCUCCACCCCAAUCACAUAUUAUUAUAUUAUAAUAUCAAUUAACACAAAACUUGUAUUUUUCUACCAUAAAAAUCGUAACAAUUUUUUUUAUUAGCAUAUUAGAUGUAUUUAUUUUUAUGUAAAUUUAAUUUAUAUAAUAACGUUUUUUUUUUUGUGGAAUUAAUUUUUUAUAAUUCAUUAUUCAUUAUUUAAUACCAAAAUGUGAAUAUUAAACAUUCCUGGUUUUUGACCAAUGAAGAGCGCCAAAUUGACAUUGUUUAACUUAUCAUUUAAUUGUUUAGUCAUUAGAAUAUUUACAUGUAAUAAAUUAUUAUUUAUUUAUAAACCAAGUGACUAAUCAUGAAGUUUAGUAUAAUGAAAGUAUUGUUAUAAUUGUUGUAUUAUUUAAAUGUUACAUUCAAUACAAAUUUAUGUUAUGAAUUAUUUAUAUAAAUGAUACCUUAAUCUAGUACAGGACUAAUAUUAUCUUAC